Molecule: messenger RNA, 567 nt
Organism: Heteronotia binoei (common prickly gecko)
Lineage: Eukaryota; Metazoa; Chordata; Lepidosauria; Squamata; Gekkonidae
Gene: HINT2
Product: histidine triad nucleotide binding protein 2
Exons: 5
Coding region: 11-508 (165 amino acids)
Cellular component (GO): cytoplasm; mitochondrion
Molecular function (GO): hydrolase activity
Source: RefSeq, a predicted model, not a curated record
GGGGACGGCGAUGGCGGCGGGGCUGCUGGGGGGGCGCGGGCGGGCGCUCUUCCUGCUGCAGCUGCUGGGGGGCUGCGGGCCCGGCCAGGGGUCGCGGCUGGCGAGAGCCUCUUCCUCGCGGGGCGGUGGCGGGGAGGUGGAGGAGGCGCAGCGGGCGGAGGAGCGGCCCGGCCCCACCGUCUUCAGCAGGAUCCUCGACGGCUCCCUGCCGGCCGACGUCCUUUACCAGGAUGACCAGUGCAUGGCCUUCCGCGACGUGGCCCCCAAGGCGCCCGUGCACUUCCUGGUGAUCCCCCGCCGGCCCAUUCCCCGCCUCAGCCGCGUGGCCCAGAGUGAUGCCCAGCUCCUGGGGCACCUGUUGGUGGUCGCCAGCCAGACGGCAAAGGCCCAAGGCCUCGCAGACGGAUACCGCGUUGUGAUCAACGACGGGAAGCAGGGGGCCCAGUCCGUCUACCACCUGCACCUCCAUGUCCUGGGGGGCCGUCAGCUGGGCUGGCCGCCUGGCUGAACUACUGGCUCGCUUGGGAAGACCAUCUGUGCAAUAAAGAUGUGCUCUGCUGAGAUCGA